This is a messenger RNA of Zootoca vivipara (common lizard), 7986 nucleotides long. The record is from RefSeq and is a predicted model, not a curated record. Lineage: Eukaryota; Metazoa; Chordata; Lepidosauria; Squamata; Lacertidae.
CUGCCUUCCCCUUGAAGCGCUGCUAACUGACUACCGAGGAGGGCUCUGCCUACCCCCCCUCAGUGUACGGAAGCGGCCAAGCGUUUAAGGGCGGCUCCUGCGCCUUCCACUCUUUCCCAGUCAGGGUGGUCCCUUGUCCUGCUCCUAGUUGACAGCAAUUUCUGGUGUGGGGCUGGGCUGCCAGUGCUGUCUUUCCUGGCAAGGCUCUUGCGCCUUUUAAAUUUUAGUUAGUUAGUUAGUUAAUUUAUUGUUCCGGUUCUCGACCAGCCUUUUAAAUUAAUAAUCUCCCAAGAAGCAGGAAUUCGGCAAGUGGAGCCUUUCUGGUAUUUGGCAUCUCCGCGCAGUGAUGGAAGAAGCAUCACCUGUUGAACUUCUGCUUAUUGUCAAGAAAAGUAAAAAGGGACAGAGGAUAGAAUUUUGAUGUCUUCCCACACAGACACCUCCCCCUGGAGAGAAGAGAGGAAAGAAUGGGCAAUUUUACUCCCUUUUCCGGUUCUUUAUCUUUCUGUGAUUAUUAUCAUCAUUAUUAUAACUCCCCUUUCUUCUGUUUUUGUUUUUCUCACUGGGUGUCAAUGGGAGUCAUUAGGUGGGAGGAGUUUAGAGAAUAAUAAGGAAGAAAAUUAGUUUUGACUAUUCUUUCAUUAGUGAGAUAUUUCCCUCCUGGGACAAGUUCAUUGGAAGGAACUUUAGCAUUCUCUUGUUGUCUUAAUGGAACUGUGAUAUAAAAUGUUUCUUUGGAAUGCAUACAGCUUGAUAUCUUUGAUGUUCUUAGCGAUGGUAUUGUGAGUAGAUGGCACAUGCAGAUGACUAUAGACAAAGCCUACCUCAGAACGGGACAUGAAACAGCCAGUGCUUGUUUUUCUUUCCUCUAAACCUGCAAAAGCAUUGGAAAAGAAAACCAGAUGGUUUCUGCCGAUAUGAUAAGCCCGAUAGUGAUCUAAUAAAAGACUUUAUUAAGACUAAUUUUAUUGAGCAAAGGUGGUUACUACACAAUUCCUUAUUCAAGGAAAAUAAUACACCUAAGUUUGAGGCUCAGGCUUUGCUAUGCUAUUUGGUUAUAUUGCAAGCUGCUCUGCAUACUUUGAGUAGCAGAAUGUUGUGCCCGGUAGAUUCACAACCUCUGUGAAAAGGUCCUAUAAUUUUACAGUUAUUUUCUACUAGGCCGUGAAAACCUGUCUCUUUUACCCUCCUUCCUCAAAAUGCAAAUUAUUUAUCUGGCUGCAAUCUAGAUUGAGUUAUGCUUAGAAUUUGGGAUAUGUGUAUACUGAGAAAACAAGCUAUGGGGAGGGGCCACAGCUCAGUGGUAAAGCACAUGUUUUACAGAUUCCGUCCUUGGCAUCUCUAGGUGGGCCUGGGAGAGAAUCCUUACUGGAAAUCCACUGCCAAUCAGUACUGACAAUAUUGAGCUAGUUAGUCUUGGUAUAAGGCAGCUUUUUAUAUUCCUAAGAGGUAUAUUCUUGCUUUGGUCUCUUAAAUCCAUUUCUGGCAUACAGUAUUAAUGCUACUAUUUUCCUUACAACACUGUGUCUUCUAAGGUAAGCAUUUCUUACCAUGAAUGCAAUAAAUACUUGAAUACUUCAUUGCAUUGGUAAAUUCAUAGAAGUUGAGUUGGUCAUUGGGUACUGGCCAUAAAAGCCAAGUGUAGCCUCCAUGUUCAAGUAUAGAUGCUGGGGCAACUAAUUCUGUCACCAUCAAGCUCUGUUUGAGAAUUUCUGGUCUGCUGCUAAUAGAAAUAAAGCAUUGGACCAGAUGAACCUUAGGCUGCUCUAGAGACAUUAUUUAUUUUACUUUGUCCUCGUGGUCCUUUAUUGGGAACAGGAAUAGAGAAUUCUAAGCGGAAGAAUGCUUGGUCAAUAUGAAUAGUUUCCUUAGUAAAUUACUACAUUUAUUUCUAAAAGUAUCCCAAGCAAAGUAUCCUUUCUGAAGACCAGGACAGUUGCUGACAGUUGGUGUAGAUAAUACUGAACUAGAUGAUGAUGAUGAUGAUGAUAAUUUAUUUAUACACCGCCCAUCUGGCUGAGUUUCCCCAGCCACUCUGGGCAACUCCCAACAGAAUAUUAAAAACACAAUAAAACAUCAGAUAUUAAAAACUUCCCUAAACAGAUGGACUGAUAGUCUAACUGAUACAAUGCAGCUUCCUAUCUUCAUGGAGGAAUACUCCAUGCAACCAAACCAACAGGGAGAGAUAAAAAAGCUAACUUCCAAGCCACUGUGGGAGACUGGGGAAUCCUCCAGAACAGCAGUUAAUGCUCUGUGUGGGGUUCUGCAAUCGCCCCAUGUGCAUACACAAGGACUUUUCCAAUCAUGCAGAAGCUCCUUGAAUGGCAGCAGUGUUUCUCAACCUUUGUUCUGUUUACAGCAACAAUGGAUGCAGCAGUUCCUGAUGCUUCUGAGAAGCGUAUAAUCAUCCACUCGCAAGUUCACAGAGAUACUAUUCUGGCCAGCUUUGAAGAACAGAGGAGAAAAGAUUUUUUGUGUGAUAUCACUUUAAUUGUAGAAAAUGUUCACUUUAGAGCACACAAAGCUUUACUUGCUGCCAGCAGUGAAUAUUUUUCCAUGAUGUUUGUUGAUGAGGGAGAGAUUGGCCAAUCGAUCUAUAUGCUGGAAGGAAUGGUGUCAGAUGCUUUUGGUGCGCUGUUGGAGUUUAUCUACACUGGUUCUCUGCAAGCUAAUGAAAAAAGUACAGAGCAGAUUUUAGCCACAGCUCAUCUCCUCAAAGUGAACGAUUUAGUAAGGGCUUACACAGAACAAGAGAAGAAUUUUAGCACAUCUGCCACGCCUACUAAUGUGGGCACAGUAGCUGCCUUGACAAAUGACAAAAAAAGUGAAGAUCCACCAAAGCGAAAACGUGGAAGACCAAGAAAAGUAAAGAAUAUCCAAGAGGAAAAACUUGGUAUAUCUGCUGAAGAUGCUCAGUUAAGAGAGAACAACUCUGUUCAUAAUAAGCAAAACUUUAUGGAUAAAGAUGCUGUGGUGGAAGACAGACAUUCCAAUGAGGAGAUUCCUGUAAGCAGAGAAGCAAGAGAUACUGAUCAUGCUUGUAGUUCAGAUGCUGCGGUGAGUGUCUCCACUGAAAAAGAUGAGAACUAUGAUCCUAAAUGCCAAAGUAUACAGGCCAGUCAGAGUCGUUACAGCAAACGUAGGAUACAGCGGUCUAUCAUGCUAAGAGAUUAUAAACUUAUUGGUGAUGAAGAGGACAAUGGGUUGAAAAAGAGACAUGAUAGAAGAAGAAAAUGUACAGGUUCCGAAGUUCAGUGCAAAGACUGUGGGAAGGUAUUUAAAUAUAACCAUUUUUUAGCUAUUCACCGAAGAAGUCAUACGGGGGAGCGCCCAUUUAAGUGCAGUGAAUGUGGUAAAGGCUUUUCGCAGAAACACUCUCUCCAAGUUCAUGAGCGAAUGCAUACUGGAGAACGGCCAUACACUUGUACUGUUUGCAGUAAGGCUUUAACAACAAAACAUUCGCUCCUGGAGCACAUGAGCCUUCAUACAGGUCAGAAGGCUUUUACUUGUGAUCAGUGUGGGAAAUACUUCAGCCAAAAGAGACAACUUAAGAGUCAUUACAGAGUUCACACAGGCCAUUCUUUGCCAGAAUGUAACCUGUGUCAUCGCAAAUUCAUGGAUGCAGCUCAGUUAAAGAAACAUUUAAGAACACAUACAGGUGAAAAGCCAUUUACGUGUGAAAUUUGUGGCAAGUCCUUCACAGCAAAAAGCUCUCUCCAGACUCACAUAAGAAUCCACAGAGGAGAAAAACCUUAUACAUGCAGCAUUUGUGGGAAAUCUUUUUCUGAUUCCAGUGCCAAGAGGAGACACUGUAUCUUACACACUGGCAAAAAGCCAUUCUCUUGCUCAGAGUGCAGCGUGCAGUUUGCGCGCCUAGACAAUUUGAAGUCACAUUUAAAGAUCCACAUCAAAGAAAAGCAGCUACAGGAAGCAAGCAGUGCUCCCCACAGCAGCAGCAGCAGCAGCACAGAUGAAGUCAGGAACAUUCUUCAGUUGCAGCAGUAUCAACUCUCCACUUCUGGAGCACAGGAAAUCCAGCUGCUGGUCACAGAUUCUAUGCACAAUAUCAAUUUUGUGCCCAGCCAUAGCGAAGGUAUUAGCGUUGUCACUGCAGAUGGCACCCAAAAUGUGAUGACGGACCAUGCAGCCAGUCUUACCCUUCUCACUCAGCCACCCCAGCAGCUACAGAACUUGCUCCUUUCCACCCAGCCAGAGCCAGCAGACCAGAUUCAGAAUAUUAACAUUGUGAGCAGCCAGAUGGAGACGCCACAGGCUGAGCAAGUGCACGUCAUCACGCUCUCUAAAGAAGCCCUGGAGCAUCUGCAUGCCAAUCAGAAUCCAGCAGAAGUGCUCCAGAUCACCACAGGAACAUCACAUCCAAGCCAGCACCUGCAGGUGGCUCAGGAACCAAGCCAGGAGUUUCGCAUAAGCCAAGCUACAGUCCUACCUCCUCAAAUUAGCAAGGGACAGACUCAAACUGUACAUGUCUCUGAAUCACCUCAGCAGUCUCUGACUGUAGGCCAGUCAUCUGAUGAUCAUCAUAUUGAGAGGCAGACUUUUUAAAAUAAGGGCUGUUUUGGUUCUUUAUUUAUUUAUCAAAAAGUGAAAUGAUGUUAAACCAAGUCAUAUUUCACCUACAGUAUCUAUUUAAGUUUGCAUUUUGGUAAUACUGAUGGUUCACUUUAUUGUAAAGCUGAGUAUUUUUUAUUUUUUACGUUUUCUUAACUUAAAUAUAUAUUGAUCCAUGCCUAUUUUGCCUGAACUGCAAUAGUUAUUGAGAUAGUGUUGGUGUGAUCCAACCAUUUUAUCUGUUUCAGUGAAAAAUAGCUUUUCACUUGCUUUAGUCUCGCAUUUAAGCUGAUGGGAUGUAAAAAUUAACUUCACCUGUAUCAUGCACUAUAUAAUUAUGUGCUUGUUUCCAGAGUUCUGCUUUGCUCUUGGAUAUCUACAGAGAUUAUUAUUAUUUUUUCCUUCCUUCCUUUCCCAUGAAAAAGCAGUAGUGCUUAUUUUUGUGCAUUACAAUGCAAGCUGGAACAUACAUAUUGCCAUUUUAUAUGUGCGAAUACAUAUUGCAAAUACAUGUGCAGUAUUGCCAGUUAAACCACAAUUUCCAAUCCAUUUUUAAGACUUGUCUUGAUGUAUAAGCAUAUGUGUGUAAUUUAAAAAAGAUGGAAGAGUAAAGUUGGGCUUCUGACCACGUGUGGACAGGCUAUCCUGAAAGCGGCCACCUACAGGCUAAAAAAAAAUAUUGUUUUUUUUGGUUUGGGUUUUACAUUAGGCUUUGCCUAUUCACAUAAUGAUUCACCUCUAGUUGUAUAUUGGCCUAUUUCAACAAUUGUGGGCUAGUAAGCCAUGAUUUAUUAGACCAACAAGUGUUGUGACUGUGUAUUCCCUCCCCUCUUCCAUCCUAUUUUCUCUCUUGCAUCUUAAUGCAAUGCUUCUGGGAUUUCUUAAAUGACAGCUUCCGAUUAUGAACUCGGAAACAGUUGUUUAAGCAGCAGGGAGGGAACGUGAAGACAUAACGUUCAUUCUCAGUCUGCUAAACCACUGUUUUACUGGACCUGAAAUAGACCAUAGUCUAGUUCUGCUUGUUGUGGAGAGGAAUUCAUAUUCUACUUCGAUAAUGCAUUUUUUUUAUAAUAAAUGUUUAUUAAUUUUCCACAAUAGAAAAGAGGUUUACAAAAAAAAUUAAAAGAGGGGAAAAACACAAAAGACAAAAAUACACAAUACAAGAAUCAAAAAAGAAAAGAAAACCACAUAAUAAGAAAAUAGAAAACUAUAUAACUUAUCUUUAUCACAGUGUAGAUUGGGACCUCCUCAGGUUCCCGUCCCUGUGUUUCUUAAGCACUUUUCUAAUUAGCAAAUUCUACCUCUAUUAUUCACCUUUAAUACUACAUUUCUUAUUUUCUUAUUCUAAAUAACCUCUUCAACUAAUCCACAGUUUUGUUUACCACUUAAUUUCUAUUCUAAAAUAUUACUUUAGCAUAAUUUUUUAAAUACAAUUUAAAAUCUUUCCAUUCUUCAUCAAUUGCUUGUUCUCCCUGGUUGCGGAUUCGUCCGGUCAUCUCUGCCAGUUCCAUAAAUUCCAUCAUCUUCAUCUGCCAUUCGUCAAUCGUUGGUAAUGUUUGUUGCUUCCAAUAUUUAGCAAUCAAAAGUCUCGCUGCUGUAGUGGCAUGCAUGAAAAAAGAUACCUUUCUCUUGGGAAUCUCCUUCCCGCUACUUCGAUAAUGCAUUGUUGGCAGAUAGCCACCCUCUGAUAAACAUUUUGAUGUGCAUUUGGCCUCUGCUUUUCCCUUUCUUGGUCCAGCUUGCACAACAGUUUGCACAUCCAGCCACCCUUCUUCUGGGAGGUUGGAAGUAGAUCUGAUACAAUUGACUAUAAGGAAGCUUCAACACCAUUGUCUGCACCAGUGGAAUAAUACUAUCAAUGUUGGAAGUAGAACCUUCCAGGUUAUCUUUGCACCCUUUUGCUAUCCAUGCUUAAUGGUUGGAUGUGGUGCUAAGUUGUGUUAAGGGGAGAUGCUCUUGAUACAGUCAAAGUUAAGGACAAAUAUUCAUGUCAUAUCAUGUCUGCAAUCACCCAUAUACCUAUUCACUGCAAUACGGUGGGCACCAAAAAUAUGUCACUUGCAAUCAAUGCAUCUUUUGACUGUUUUUGUCAUGUUACUCACUUUUAUCCAGAGACCAUGCAGUAUGCAUAUGUGGAGCUACACAAUCAAAUCCUCCUCUUCACUACAGUGGAAGAAUGUGUCCAGAAUGCCUCUCUGUGAACAUAUGCAUGCGCAUGCAUGCACACGCACACACGCACACACUGAGCUGUCCGGUCUAGUGAAGUAAAUAUACAAAACCCUGGGGAGUGUAGUAAGGACCUUGCCACAAAUUGCUGGUAUUACAUAAGAAUGUUUCUUAUGUAAACAUCCAAACAUGCUCUUCUUGCAAAGGUGAUAUAAUGUGAUGAUGAGAAUAAGCUAUUAAUAAUCUUUGAUUCAGUUAGUCACUCUGCUGAUAGUAUCCUUAUAGCCAAAUCAUAAACUUUCUGUGCCUUAGCUUUUACAACAGAAAAGCUUUUACAGCAAAAAAUAAAAUGAGAAUGAACAUUCAUUAUCUCUGCAAAACAACAUAAUUACUCUCAAAUGCAGGAUACCUUAAUCACAAAUUUAAAUUUUAAAUGCAGUUUCAUAUUUUGCCUUGAGAACACAAUACUGUUUUUAUUCUACAGUAGGUUAAAAAUGGUUUCAUAAUUAAAGAUUUAAGAUGGCACAAAUCUCAACUGGUUUCUUAAAAACUAUAACUCUUUAAUUGGUAACAGUAAAAAUACAUCAUAAAUAUCAAAGUUUAAUUGGAUAUAUUUUUUUAAAUAUGUUAUUUAAAAAAAUUCAAAGGGGGAAAGUUGGGAAAAAAGACAUUAUUUCUGGGGGAUAAAUUUCCAAAUUGUAACAGUUCGUCCUUUGACUUUAUAAUUCUGUGGUGACUGAUGCAGUUGCAAAAAUAAAUCACUAGGUGAAGGGAAAAUAAUGCUGUUUCCUCAGUUAAGGGUUAAAUUUUAAUGCUUAUACAUAUUUACUCUUGUAUGUGAAAUGGAACUGUUUCUCCUUUAAAAUAAAAACAAUGCAUAAAUUCAUCCUUCUAGCAUUUUUCUCUGUGUAGUUUAUCUGCAUGCUGCAAACACUUCUUGCUAGCCGGGAGCUCAUUCGCAUCCUGUUUGUGUCAACCUUUUUCCCCAGUCAGAUUUUCUGAUUAUGCUCCUGCAAUAUGAAUGACAAGCACAUAAAUAAUUUGUUCUAGAAAUCAUAAAUAUUUACAUAAAAUUAAAGGCAAAGCAAUGUUGUUAUUUUAUAAAAUCAUCCAAUUACAAAAGUAACAUUCAUUUGACUUGCUUCUGCAUAUUUCCAAUACUGUAAUGGAAAAUAAUGUUACGCAUCUAUAACCUAGAUAGUUGCUACAGGAAUAAAUAAAGUUAUGAGCUAUCCAGAAAACUGGUUCUAA